Manihot esculenta (cassava) is the source of this 3061-nucleotide messenger RNA. Its product is annotated as BTB/POZ domain-containing protein At1g30440. NCBI's taxonomy places the organism in Eukaryota, Viridiplantae, Streptophyta, Magnoliopsida, Malpighiales, Euphorbiaceae. The transcript is spliced from 4 exons. The record is from RefSeq and is a predicted model, not a curated record. The coding region runs from base 1005 to 2912 and encodes 635 amino acids. Gene Ontology annotation, molecular function: protein binding.
UCGCUGAACAAAGCAGAUAUGUGUAAUCUCAAAGGUCACUUCUUGUCAUUAAUCUAAUAAAAAUAAAGAAAAGUUCUUUACUAAAUCCAAGAAUCCAUGCCUGAUCGCUUCUUUAGUCAAUCCCAUAACCACUGUUUAAAGAUUUAAAGAUUCUGUAAACCGAAGUUUCUGAACUGCAAUGAGUGUGUUUUAAGCCAUUGGACCCACAUGAAGCAGUGUGCAAGGGAAUUGCUUUCUGGGUUAUCUUUACAACCACACCCUCUUCACUCCAUUGGGAAUUUCAAGUCUUAUUUUAUUUUCUCGGCAUUUGUAUAUAUCAUGGCUUUGGAGACAUUAUCCCAUUUGUGUGUAUAAAUUAUUACAAGAGUAGGAGCUUGUUUGUUCUCUUUCUUUUAUGGGGUAUUGAAUAUUUUUCGUCUCUUCCCAUGUGUCUCUCAUAGGUUCUUUUUGGAAUCUUUUUGGUAGGUUUUGGCCAGCGAAAAUGGUAAUAUUUUGUUUUCUCAGAAAUCAAAUUUGAAGGGGUUGACUUGAAAUUCUUGUAUCUGGUUUUUGUGGUUCUGGGAAGAGGAUUUGGGUCAUUUUCUGAAGGGGUAUGGUUUAUUGGAGUGGUUUUUUUGAAGUGGGUAAUGAAGUUACUGUGAUUUGCUGAGUCUCUAUAUGGAAUUUGGAUUGUUUUUGGCAGAAUCAUUAUGCAGGGAGCUGCAUUUUGAUAUUAUUUCAAGGUCUUCGGAGUCUUGGCUUGAGGAAUUCAAGAGUGGUUUCUUGAUAAUUUGAUUUUUCUUUUUAUUUGAGAGUGGUGAUUAAUUGGACAUCACCACUGGGAUUCUAUGCAUUUUCGCUUAUAAGAGGGCCCUGGAUUUGUGGGCGUUACUGGUGUAUUGCUCUUAAAAGGAGUUUAUUUGGUUUGGAAUUGCUGGUUUUGUUGUAAUUUGUUCAAGCUUCGCAUUAGCUUUCCUGCGCAGGUAGCUCGGUUCUCUAAGAUUUCGUUGUUUGCUUCUGAGAAAAUGGCUUGCAUGAAACUGGGAUCUAAAAGUGAUGCAUUCCAAAGGCACGGGCAGGCCUGGUUCUGCACAACUGGGCUUCCAAGUGAUAUUGUUGUGGAAGUUGGUGAUAUGUCCUUCCAUCUUCACAAGUUCCCUUUGCUAUCUAGAAGUGGGGUUAUGGAAAGGUUGAUUGCAGAAGCAUCAAAAGAAGGGGAAGAGAACUGUGUUAUAAAUCUCCAUGAUAGUCCUGGUGGGGCCAAAACAUUUGAACUUGUAGCCAAGUUUUGUUAUGGUGUGAAACUUGAACUUACCUCCUCAAAUGUGGUGUACCUCCAUUGUGCUGCUGAACAUCUUGAAAUGACCGAGGAUUAUGGGGAGGGCAAUCUUAUUAUGCAGACCGAGACCUUUUUUAACCAAGUAGUCCUUCAAAAUUGGAAAGACUCUUUAAAGGCACUUCAAACAUGUGAUGAUAGUCUUCCCUAUGCUGAAGAACUUCACAUUACAAAGAGAUGCAUUGAGUCACUAGCCACAAAAGCAUAUACUGACCCAAAUCUUUUAGGAUGGCCUACAAUGGAAUAUGGGCCCAUGCAGAGUCCUGGGGGAAGUGUCUUGUGGAAUGGGAUAAGUACAGGGGCUAGACCCAAAAAUUCAAGUUCCAAUUGGUGGUAUGAGGACGUGUCGACUUUAAGUUUUCCUCUCUAUAAGAGGUUGAUUUCCAUUAUGGAAUCUCGUGGGAUCAGAGAAGAGAUUAUUGCUGGAUCCCUUGUUUUCUAUGCAAAAAAGUACCUGCCUGGGUUGAAUAGGCGUCAAGGUGCCAGUGAGUCUAGUUCCCGUUUACUUGCUGUGGCUUUGGCUCCACCAUCAGAAGAAGACCAGAAGACUUUUCUAGAAGAUAUUGAUAGAUUGCUUCCAAUGCAGAAAGGUCUAGUCCCAACCAAGUUCUUGUUUGGUCUUCUUCGGACAGCCUUGAUUCUAAAAGCAAGCCCCUCUUGUUUAUCAAACUUAGAAAAAAGGAUUGGCAUGCAGCUUGAUCAAGCAACAUUGGAAGAUCUUUUGAUGCCCAGUUUUUCUUAUUCCAUGGAGACACUUUACAAUGUUGACUGUGUGCAAAGGAUCCUUGACCACUUCCUUGCCAUGGAUCAAAUUUCAGGUGGCGCUUCAGGUGGCGCUUCAGGUGGCGCAUCGCCAUCCGCAUGUUCAGUUGACGAUGGUCAGUUGAUUGGAUCGCCAUCAUUAACUCCAAUCACAAUGGUGGCUAAACUGAUUGAUGGAUACCUGGCAGAGGUUGCCCCUGAUGUGAAUUUGAAGCUCUCCAAGUUUCAGGCUCUUGCUGCUGCUGUUCCUGAUUAUGCCAGGCCCCUGGAUGAUGGUCUUUAUCGUGCAAUAGACAUUUACUUGAAGUCGCAUCAGUGGUUGGCGGAGUCUGACAGAGAACAGCUCUGUAGGCUGAUGGACUGCCAGAAACUCUCCUUGGAAGCUUGCUCUCAUGCUGCGCAGAAUGAAAGGCUACCAUUAAGAAUAAUAGUUCAAGUUUUAUUCUUUGAGCAGCUUCAGUUAAGGACAUCCAUUGCCGGCUGCUUUCUGGUUUCGGACAACCUUGAUGGUUCAAGACAACUGAGAAGUGGCAUUGUUGGCUCUACUGAGGGAGGAUGGGCAACAGCAGUUAGAGAGAAUCAGGUUUUGAAGGUGGGGAUGGAUAAUAUGAGGAUGAGAGUUUCUGAGCUUGAGAAGGAGUGUUCUAAUAUGAGGCAGGAGAUUGAGAAGAUGGGACGAACAAAAGCUUCAAGCACUUGGGGAAAUGUAUCUAAGAAAUUUGGAUUUAAGCUGAAGUCUCAGAUGUGCAGUGCUCAAGAGGGCGCUGUUAGCAACCAGAAGAAUAAUUUCAAUGCUAAGGCAAAAGACAGGCUUGGAAAGCUCAAGAAAUACUAAACUUCUAAUGGAUAAGGCCCCUUUUUUUUUUUAAAGGCUCAAAUUCUACUAUUAUUAUUAGUUGUACUUCUGAAUUCAGACAAAGAAACUAUUGGUUAAAGUGUUAAUUUUGUUUUGAAAUUUAUUAUAUUAUAACAUCUUAAUUCUGA